AUUAAGGGAAUGCAAUAAGUAGAGAGAAAAUUGGAAUAAAAGCAUUCGUUACAAGUAAUAAGGAAUAUCUCUACAGAGUUUUAUCUCCAAUACCAAAUUGUACUGCGGCGUCAAAUGUAGGAUUUCUUCGGACCAUUUGAUAGCUUGUAAUUGGUUAAUUCAUUGUGUCUAUUAUAUAUGUUAGAGGGGACUAAAUGGAAUAAUUGAUAACAGGAAUUAACGACACAUAAAGUGAAUAAAUAACAGAGGAACUCUUUAGAUAUGUAAAGAUGUCAAAUAUGUUUACAUUUUGUUAGGCUUUCUACUACAUUAGAAUACCACAGAUAUAUGUGAGCUCAGUAUCUUUUAAUUUAUAUUUUGUUAUCGAAAUCAAUCGUAACUUUACAUUGUUAGUUAAAGUCUUAUUUCAAAAAUUGUUAUUAUAUCAUUGUACAAAAUAUUAAGUUGAAGUUGAAACACGAAACUAUUUCGUUUAAUAAAUUUUGUCUUCACACAAUACGAAAUUUAUUUCCUUAUGGGAUUCAAUUUUUUAUAAGAAGCGAAAAUCAUCAAUAAAGACCAAAGACCUCGAUGAGAAAAUAUAUUUAUGAUGUGCACUGAAGGGGAUAUUAAUUGUUCAGAAAGUGUCAACAUAUCUUUGAAGAAUUUUGGAUUUGUAAACAUUACACCAAGUGGAUCAAAUAUCACUGUAAAUUCGGAGUUUGAAAAUAAUUCAUACGGUGAAAAUAAUGGGCCGUUGUCUGAAGAAUCUGAAAUUGGGCUCAUCGUUCUUUUCACGUUAACUACACUGUUCUCAAUUGUGGGCAAUGGUUUUGUUAUUAUUGUGUUCGCUCGUGGACGACGUUCAAGAACAGACCUCCGUCCUUUUUUGAUAAAUCUUGCUAUAAGUGAUUUAAUAAUGGCAUUGUUUUGCAUGCCUUUUACUUUCAUUUAUACGAUGAUGGGUACAUGGAUAUUUUCAGAGCCAAUGUGUACAAUAGUACUAUUUGUUCAACUGUUUUCCGUCUCAGGUAGUGUGUUUACAAAUAUGGCAAUUGGAAUAGACAGGUUUAUGGCUGUCAUGUUUCCAUUACGGUCCCGUUUAACAAAACAAAGAGCAAAAUAUGUGAUAGUUGUAAUUUGGACAUGCAGUAUAGCUCUUUCAUCCGUACAGUUUAAAGUCGCUCGAUCUAAUGAUUAUGGUUAUGGGGUCAUUUCAUGCCAGGAACAAUGGGAGAAUAUAAAUGAUAGGAAAACGUAUACAGUUUUUCUUUUUGUGAUUACCUAUUUAAUUCCAUUGCUUAUCUUGUCAAUAACUUAUUCAAUUGUUGGAAUAUUACUAUGGAAACGGAUAUCUCCUGGAAACCGGGACCAUGCUCGUGACAUGCAGCAACUUCGAUCUAAACGUAAGGUAGUAAAGAUGCUGAUAAUUGUUGUUGCAAUGUUUGGAAUUUGCUGGUUCCCACUUCAUCUAUUCAUUCUGCUUCUUGACUUUCGCCCAGAACUCUUCAAAACCGUGUCCAUGGAGACGCUAACAACAUUAUUUAUAAUAUUUCACUGGCUGGCGAUGUCAAAUAGUUUUGCAAAUCCAAUCAUCUACGGUUUCACAAAUGAAAGUUUUAGGGCGGACUUGGUGACAUUGUUUUACAUGUGGUUUCCCUGCUGUGUUUGCCUUACAAGAAUGUUACCAAGACAUUCUAGUGGUUCAACUUAUGAGACCGUUGUCUUUCGUCGCCAAAGUCUGUACAAACAAAGUGCUAAAAUUAAUGGAACUUUCCAAACGAGAACUGUUCAUUCACAAAGGGGUGCUAAGCCAUACCUUAACGGUAAUAGAAGCAGAUUAGACUAUGAAAAUUUAGGCGAAUUAAGCAAGGAGCGAAGGAAACUUACGAAUGGCUGUGGACAAAGAGUUAUACUAGCAAUGGAUAGGGAUUACAUUAAAUUAGAGCCUGUUAAUAGAUCUUCAAGUAUUGCAUUGAUGUCAGAACAAAGAUCCGAUGAAAGCUGAAAAAUAUACAACAUUGUAUUAUAUGAAUUUUACAUACACACAACAAAAGUGGAAACGGGUAAAAGCAUUUCUGCUGUCGCAUAAAUAGAAGUAUAAAUUAUAGUGUAGGCUAUUGUUGAUACAUGCUCAGAAUAUUCAAAGAUUGAAAUACCAAAACCAUCAUAAUUUAUGAUAUUAUACCUAACUCAAUAUACUGUUAAUACA
Messenger RNA from Ruditapes philippinarum (Manila clam), 2191 nucleotides. RefSeq names its product substance-K receptor-like. Gene Ontology annotation, biological process: neuropeptide signaling pathway. Bases 587 to 1987 code for a protein of 466 amino acids. Lineage: Eukaryota; Metazoa; Mollusca; Bivalvia; Venerida; Veneridae. Gene Ontology annotation, cellular component: membrane. The record is from RefSeq and is a predicted model, not a curated record. The transcript is spliced from 3 exons. Gene Ontology annotation, molecular function: neuropeptide Y receptor activity.